Molecule: messenger RNA, 1133 nt
Organism: Syngnathoides biaculeatus (alligator pipefish)
Lineage: Eukaryota; Metazoa; Chordata; Actinopteri; Syngnathiformes; Syngnathidae
Product: alpha-2-HS-glycoprotein-like
Exons: 7
Coding region: 92-1057 (321 amino acids)
Biological process (GO): negative regulation of endopeptidase activity
Cellular component (GO): blood microparticle; extracellular region; extracellular matrix
Molecular function (GO): cysteine-type endopeptidase inhibitor activity
Source: RefSeq, a predicted model, not a curated record
GACAGGUGGCAGGUGCGCGUCGUCCGACGUCCGACGUCCGAGCUCCUCUUAAGCGCGCCCUCGGCCGGCUUUGCGGUUCUCGGCGGUGACGAUGGCGACGGCGGCUCACCUCUUUGCGCUUUUGCUGGCGGCCUCCGCGGACCUCCUGGCGACGCCGCCGCCUUUGCCGACGGUCACGUGCGGCGCGGAGGGCGCGGCGGGGGCGGCGGCCCUCGCCGUCCGACACGUCAACGAGCAUCACAAGCACGGCUUCAAGUUCGGCCUGUGGAAAGUCCUCAGCAGCAAUUUCCAACAGGUUCCGGGGGGUUGCCACAUCGGCGUGCACGUGAAACUGGUGCAGACCAAAUGUCACUUCACCGACCCAAAACCGCUGGAGCGAUGCCAGCCCUUCGGACGCGCCGAACGGGGCGCAGUGGCAGCCUGCGUCGCUUACGUUUGGGUCGCUUGGGGCUCGGCCACCGUCGCCGGAUACGACUGCGCCACCAGACCAGAACCGCGCGACGAGGAGCUGACCCGGACUUGCCCCGACUGCCCCACCCUGCUGGCCCUGGACGACCCGACGGCGGUGCAGGCGGCGCAGCAGGCGGCCCUCAAGUUCAACCGCGAGGGCGCCCACCACAAGUACUUCGCCCUGAUGGAAGUGGCCCACGCGACUUCUGCGUACGUCAGAGGUACAGGCCCGCAGACCUGGAUCCGGUUGGCCCUGGUGGAGACCAACUGCCCCCGAGAGGCCAGGAACCCGCUGGCGGUCUGCAGACCCCUCUGCCUGCAACGAGCUCGUCACGCCUAUUGCAAAGUCACGUAUUACAACAUGCAGAAAGAAGUGCAAGACAUGGAAUGCGAAAUCUAUCCACCCAAGAAUUCUGCACCCCCUCCGGCCGGCGUGGAGGAGCCCGCGUGCGGCCCGCUUUUCCACGAAAGUCCCGAAGCGAAAGCCUGCGAGGCCCGGCUGGCCGUCCGCGAACGGGCCGUCCACCACAUUUGUCCCUUCCCGCUUGUCGUAGUCCUGCAGCGGGAACGCUACCCGCAGGAGCGGGAGCCUUGGGUCAAAGGCUGAAGGUCGGGGGUCAAAUGCAAGGGGACCAAUUCAAUUCUUCGCUGCGUUUCAAUCAAAUAAAUUUUUCUUCAAUGAA